This is a messenger RNA of Saprolegnia diclina VS20, 1178 nucleotides long. RefSeq lists its product as hypothetical. The record is from RefSeq and is a predicted model, not a curated record. Gene Ontology annotation, molecular function: phosphatidylinositol binding. Lineage: Eukaryota; Oomycota; Saprolegniomycetes; Saprolegniales; Saprolegniaceae. The coding region runs from base 104 to 1120 and encodes 338 amino acids. The transcript has a single exon.
GGCGGCUGUGCGUUACAGCUUCCAACGGGCCAAGUCUCUGGCAGGACGCGACCACCAACUGCUUCGAGAGCAGACGCCACUUGCUACAUCAGCCUCUCUGGGCAUGGGCAGCACUGUCUCCGCAUACGACUUGCCUGCUGCUGACCACCACCAUUCUUCGAUCGUCCGGACCAUGGGCAUGGCGGCAGUCGAGACGAGCAUGACCCACGCCGGCGCCGCGAGCUUUCUCCAGCACGCCGACGUCAUGAUUGCGUCCGUCGACGACUCGUACGAGGGCGGCCACCGCCACACCAAGUACAUCAUCCAGGUCACGGAGCGCGGCCACGGCCACUUCGUUGUCGCGCGCCGGUACUCGCAGUUUCGCGUGCUCGCCGACGCGGUCCGCUCGAUCCUUGCGCGCACCAAGACGCGCGGGACCAAGUCCAACGCGGCCCACGACGUGGCCUGCCUCGCGCUCCGCGGGUUUCAGUUUCCGAGAAAAAUGAUGCACUUUGGCUUCCUCGGCACGCCGUCAACCGCGAAAGAAGUGGUGUUCGACCGGCUCCGGCAGCUGCAUUUGUACCUCCAGACGCUCUGCCACGUUCUGCGCACCUUCCACUGGGAGCCCUCGUCGCAGAAGCUCAAUGCGAUGGCGCGCGACCAGGCCAACAUGCUUGGCCGGCUCCUCCACGGAUUCCUCGCCGUGCCAGCCUCCUUUGGCACCAACCCUAGCGCGUACGUACACACGAACCCGAUGUGCCGGAACCUGGCGGCCGUCUACUGCGCCCAGCACCCCGUGCUCCAAGAGAACGCAUCCAAGAAGCAGCAGGAGUUCGCCGUGCAAGCCGCCCACCGCGCCAAGCCGUACGCGACCAUGAUCGACACGUACGGCUCGACGCUCGAGGCGCAGUGGCACCCGAGCGGCACGAUGCGGUCGUCGCGCGCGCCGUCGUACCCGGUCUACAACCCCAGCGUCAAGGCGUCCGUGGUGCGCCCUAGUAUUGUGUUUUUACACCAUGACGACCCGGCGUCGUCGCUCCAGCUGCAGAACAGCAGCUUGCUCUCGAUGGACGACGACAUUCCGCUACUCUGCAGCUCCGACUGUGGGUCCCCCCGCGACACCAUCUUCCUUGGCGAUUAGCAGCCAAGACCACCUCCUUGUCCUAAGUUAUAUCAAGCUGUACUAUUGUCUGUUGACA